AUGGAUUCGGAAAUCCCCGUUGAGAGGGUACAUAUUGGUCGAUGUAGAUGAAAUUCAGUUUUAUUUGCAUGGCGCUUACGGUACAGAACAGAUGUUUUCUGGGUUAUUUUUAGGAUUGAUUAAAAAAACAUUUACAGGAAACUCUAAAUUACUACAAAUAUCACGUAUAUGAGAACAAAACUAAACCGAGAUGGAAGAAUGACUUUCAUUGAACAAAAGUGGCAACGGUUCAGAUUAACCUUAAAAACUUUACAUAUUUUUAAACAAAUAUGUUCCUUCUUCUAACAGUUUUCUGACAGUUUUAUUCGUCGAAAAUUAACAUAUUUCAUUUUUUUUUUUGUUUAAAUUUUGUUUAAAUUCGCUUAAAACUUCCUGUCAUCUUUCUGGCCACAACGAACAAAUACUGCUAUAUAUAAACGGUUGAUUUUUUUUCCGAUGUCGAUGUUACAAAGAAUUGUGUUUAACUAAUGUUCUGGAAAAUUCACUCUUAAAAUGACUACUUGAUAGAUGAGCUUUCAAUAAUCCAUUCAUUUUCAUUCCAGCCAUUGACAAACAGAAAGCAUUGUUAACAGUUUUAUCCAACAAUUGCAUAGUGAUGGUUAACCAAACUAUGGACAUUAUUUUAUUUUUAGUUUUUCAAUUGAUACAAAUAUGUUUGCGGCUUUUGGAUCACGUGAGAGUGACAUUUAACGAAGCUUCAACACAGACAUAACAUUGCUUUAUUUAUGAAUGAGUUUGGAGAUAUCAUUCAUCCAAUUGAGGAUCCCAGACAUGAUACGCCUACACUUAGGUGAACUUGUCAGCUUGAGGUUAAACCUCAUCCAAUACGAAAAAAGCAUUUUAAUUUUGCAAAACCCGAUAUAAAACCCCUCUAUUGUUUUUUCAACUUUUGGCUGGAAAGGACGCCUUAAAAUCAAUAAGGUUGCCGGCCAAGUUUGAAAGUGAUUGGUCGAAAACUAACGGAGAUACAGCUCCGCACAUGCACAGUCGCGGAAUUUUACAGAAGUGUUGUAUGGUGGUGCGGGGAGGGGGGCAGGUUAGUGCCCCCCCCCCCCCCCCCCCCCCCCCCCCCCCCCCCCCCCCGCCCCCCCCCGCCCUCUUCCUCCAAACUUAAAAUCACUUUUUUGGCAGCCCCUUUUAUCCACUUGUUUUUUUUUUCUUUUUUUUUCAUCUUUGAUAUACACACUUGUAUAUUUUAAUAUGCGUAAUCACAAAAUACCACACCAACUACAUAAAGGAAAAGAACCCUUAAAAAAAAAAAGGUGGCCGGGAAAAAUUGGAAAGGUUUGGGGGAAAAAAAACGGGGGAACACCCCCCCCCACGGACAAGCGGGGGAUUUUUUAAAAGGGUUUUUUGGGGGGGGGGGGGGGGGGGGGGGGUGGUGCCCCCCCCCCCCCCCCCCCAUACAAGCGUUCGUAAAAUUUCGCGGUUUUUUGGAACAAUUUAUAAGUUCUCUUUGGACGAAUCACUUUAAACCUUGGUAUUAAGUUGCCUUAUUUUCACAAGUUGAAAAAACCGUGAGUCUAUAUUGUAACUGGCCAAAUAAGGACUCUCUACCUAAUCCAUACAGUUUGUACCAGGGUUUACUGAGAGGAUUUGCCCAAGCGGAAAUUGUUCUCGAUGCCUAACGGACUGCUUACCAAAUGAGAAAGUGUUCCGCACCCGCAAUUACUCAGUCCACUUAGCUAAGAAAACUAAGGCGGCUUUAAAUUAAUAUAAUUGUUGACGGCAACAUCAAAUGCAAGAAGUUUUGGUAAAAUGUGAACCGACUUCAAAACAGCGGAAACAAAAUGUUGAAAUUUAAUUCCAGUCGAAAGAAGCGUAGACAAAAUACUCCAAACAGGUUUUACAAAUAGAACUGAAAAGAAACGAGUAGAAAUGUUAAUAACUGCGAUCGCCUGCCGGAAUCGGUGAAAUUUUGAAUAGGACAAGAACCAGCCGUUCAAACUAACUGAAACAGUUAAAUUCAGCACGUUAUCUAUUGCACACGACGGUACACUGUACCUGAAUUAUUAACUCACUAACCUUGCUAGUACUCUGACUGUUGCCACUAUAAACGGAUGUUAAGAAAUUACAAAUACAAAGUUCUCGAAUUGCAUCUACCAGUUGAAAUGUUAAAAACUGUGAUGAGGCCAGAUACGUGGAAAUGAACUGACCUGACCUACGUUGCUAAGUAAUGUUCAGUUCGUGCGUGUUCUGAUGUUAAUUAUUUAAAAGUGCACUGAUGACUUUUAGGGGCGCACUUAACAGCACAAAGCGUUGCACAGUGAAAGAUGUUUUCCUGCAAUCCCUGAAUGAGCAGUCCCCCUUAUGAACAAAGGCAGGGACAAUUUUCUCGUAAAUAUUAGUACAUUGAAUUGCUGCCUACAAGAAGGAAAGUUGAUUGCUCGACUGAAAUUGAAGACGCUAAAUUCAAGCUGUUAUGUUUUUUCUCUUUUUAGGUGAUUGUCACAAUACAGAGCAUGGGGUGCGGAUCGUCUGUGAAAUUUAAAGAGAAAAACGCUGCUUUAAUUCAACUUUCUGCAGCUCAAAAGUACCUCGUUCGAGAAACAUGGGAGCUUGUGGAACAACGUAGGAGUUAUGUGGGAAAGAAGACGUUUUUAACGUAAGUAUAUACGUUCCUAGAUAACUUGAAUAAGUUAAAGGCCUUCAGUUGUCAAAUUAUAUCGGCACUGAUAUCCAGUUGAUAAGAAGGUAUCUAACUAAAGGACCAUCGCAAAAAGAAUAAACAAAUAUUGAUCGGAAUGUUCCAGAAAAGCUUUAUUAUUCCACAAUAGAUUACUUAAUGCUUAAUGCUCUGUUGAAACCAAGCUCCUCCUUCAUCCAUUAAUUACAACGUAACAGGCUGAAGCAAAUUUCGCCACUAAAAGAGUUUUGAAUCUGAAUUGAAACACGAACUUAAUUCAUAUGCAUGCCAAAAAUGGAUUGUCAGGAUAUAACAUCUCUGGGACUUUUUCUCUCUUUUUUGCGACUUUUAAACCAGCAAUUUUUAAGAUUAAAAUCUAAAAUAAUUAUUCAUUUUUUUACGGUACUCUAUUGAAGCAAAUGGCGUGUUUUAAACUGAAAAAAAAAAAAUCUCCAGACGGUCAUUAUAGGCAGUAAACAACUAACCCAGAUCCAUGCAACAUAGCUUUAUAAUUCGUACGUCUUUUUGUAAACAGAUAUACCAACUACAAAUCAAAUAGUGUUCACGGUUACGUUCACAAGAGAAUUAUCGUCUUUCUUACCCACCUUUUUUCAGUAACGAGAGAAGCUCUUCUAGUUUUGCAGGUGAUAAGAUACUCAGAUGUACCAAAUGAUUUGUUUUUUUUUAAUGACUGCCUUUUUAUUCAUAGCGCCGGGGGUUAUUGAAAUAGUUUCUUCGCUUCCUUCGCAUUAAUUUGGCAAUUUUAUCUCAUUAUUACUUGACCCACGAAGCCAAAAAAUUAAAAUAAACAGUUCGUGUUUGUUGCUUCCACUCUGUUUGUAAUUACAGUAGCUCAUAAUGUGUAAUAAUUAACAAUCACAACCGACACGUAAUAAUGAAUGAACUGGAAAAUACAAGAAUGGCAAAAAUGUCUAGAAAGUUUUUUGAGUACUGUCAAAUCCGUUGAUUGAAUUGAUAUAGGUUUGUAGAAACUGCCAACUGAGCUCUUGGGCAAGACGCAUGACUAAAACCAGCUUUAAAAGUAUACAAAUAAUUGUGAGUAAUCUUCUCUUUCUGAGCCGUUCAACUCCAGAAAAAAAUUGUCGAAUUUUCACGGUAGCUCUUUCAUUCUUAGCGAUGAAAUCCUUCGUCCAAAACAUCCGUACAAAUUAUGAAGGAAUAGAAUUGUAUCUGAUUAGAAACUUGUGAUGAUACCUAGCUAUGAAUAUUCAAGUGAUUAAAAACAUAAGCUAAAAGGAAGAUACUGCCUGCAUUUAAAUGACAUUUAUUUCCUUUCACUUGAGCUUAAGAUUUAAACUGGACAGACAAAAUACCCGUUGCGUAGCUACUACGUACACGCCUUUUCAUGGGAUGAACAUAGUGUAAAAUGAAUUGAAAGCGCACGGGAUGUUCUAUUUUGGUUGUUCAUUUUUCGUUUUUCUUUUUUUAAGACAGCAAUGAACGUUUAGAAAAGUUAAACCCUCUAACUAAGUAACUAAAGAACCAACAGCUAAAUAGAAGGUCACUGAUGAUAUAUUUCUAUCACGAGACAGAAAGAGUGUAAACAUAGGAAGCUUUCGUUUUGGUUUAUAUUUUGCACAUCACAUAAGCAGCUGGUGUAUUGUUCUUCUGACAAAAGCAUUUACGAGAAUUAAACCAUGCCAAUUUUAUUAUGAUGUUACUCCAUCAAGGCACUGAUUUCAGGCUUAUACUUAUACUAAACGUCAAUCAAUUUUUAUCCGAUUAUUUUGACGGCUAAAGUUAACCUCUGUAACUACACUGCCGAUAACAUAAUAACGGGCAAUAGAAAUUUAAAAUCUAGCUGCCUCAGAUCGUAAAAGCAGCAUUAAAGAGAACAUUUUACGCUAACGCAAUGUUUCAAUCGAAUUUUUUUUCAAUUUUUUAAUUUUUGUCGGCAAGUGGUUAAAGUGGCACUUCACUUUACUUCGAUAAACAAUUUAGCACCAAAUGUUUCCUAUCUAAGGCUGGAGAAAGAGCUUUUUUAUGCUUAUAGUCAUUAUAUAAAACUAGAAAAAUAAACAGGAAAAAUAGUACACUAGGCGUGGUGGAUUGCAAAAAUCUAUAGAAGAAAAUACUUUUAAUUUGCUAAACCUGAGGCCUACUUUUGAAAAACAAACUUUAGAAUUAUGAAACAAUUUCUUUAGCCUCCUCUCUUGAUUUCUCUAUGACAUCUGGUCUUGCAUUUGUUAUCAUUUGGUCACAGUGGCCUGAGAUCAAGCCAAGGUUUCCUCGCUAUGCCUUUUUGCAAAACAGAAACAUUAAUUAUUAUUCUAAUAUCAUAGGUGACGAAUUACUCCUUAAUUUUGGCGCGAAAUUUCAGCGUUAAUUUGUAAAGUAAUUUCACAUGUGCAAUUACAAAAUUGCCAUGGCAACCCUUCCGUACGUCUCAGUGUCAAGAUGGCGACGAAGUUUUAAAAUGCCGUGAAUGAAGAUGUCAGUGCACAAAAAAACGCUUUAGAAAACCUGAACACACAAGAGAACAUCAAGAAGGAUUCUAACAGGUAUUUUGCCGAAAAAGUCUGAAAACUUCUGAACUUUAUAAGCCAAAUUUAAGGUCUAAACAUUUGAGAAAGUGGAGUUCUCGAUCGAUACAAUCCAGGAUAAACAUAUCAAAAAUCCAAGAUUGCUAACGUAAUAAUUCGUCACCCAUGAUAUUAAUAGGUAAUCAAAUGGUAUACUCGUGAAAUUAGGGAAUAAUUUCACUUGCGUUUUGUCCAAAUCCUAAUAAUUUCCCUCGCCUGAAGGCUCUGCGUCUCAUCCGCGACAUAUUACAUCAGAGCACACAAGGGACACUAUCCCUCGAUUAGAUAAGGACAUCAGAUACUUUUUUGUUCUUAGAUUCUUUGAAAAAAAUCCUGAAUACCAGCGCCUGUUUCCAGAAUUCAAAGACGUUCCGCCAUCAGAGCUGGAAAAGACGAACGCCCUAUAUGGGCAUGCAAAGCGGGUCAUGAAAGCUGUCGAAAACGCAGUGUCGGCGUUGGACGAUGCCGAAAGUUUUGCCGCGUAUUUGGAUGAACUUGGCAGGAGGCACAAAGCCCGAGCCUUAAAACCAACAUACCUGGAUGUAAGUGGGUCUUAUAAUCUUCUCGAUUUGGUUUUUGCAAAAUAGCAUUAAUUAUUAUUCAUAUUAUAACAUAUUUCUCCGUUUCUGAUGAGCUCAAAUCUCUAGGCUAAUUACAGUAAAAUGGCGACAAUAAAACAGUAUUUCGCCAUAAAAAGGGACGCCGACCGAGAGAGCCUGGGAAAAGGUGAUAAAAUUCACACGUUUUUCAGAGAAAUGGCCAAACUACUGUCUGAGCACAUAGCCAGAACAGCAAAAAUAAAACUCUACGGAGGCAAACUAAAAAAAAGCCAUUUGAAGAAUAUCUGGACGAUGCUGAGAGUUUUGCCGCGUAUUUAGAUGAACUCGCAGGAGGCACAAAGCUUGAGCCUUGAAACCAGCAUACCUGGAUGUAAGUGGGUUUUAUAGAACUUAGCUGGUUGUUUGCACGAAUCAGACGGUUUCAUCCCCAGAAAUGCCCGAGGGUACUCAAAGAAGUUUUGUACAGGGAAGUUCCGCCCAGAGGUAUAGCGGUACCCUUUUCGCAUACUUCUACUGAGGAAUGGUACCUCUUUCACAUACCUAGUUAAGAAUCGUAACUUUCUACAUCUGCCCGUAUUCUAACCUUCUCCAGUUAUGACACAAGCGCUGAUCCUCUUCUUGAGCAACUCAACUGGAAACGGUUGGAUACUCAGCGACAAAUACAAGUGGCCACCAUGGUCUAUAAAUCUAUACAUGGACACUAAAUAUAAUCCACCUUAUAAUUUAAGGAACUCUGAAAACAAACUAGCUGUUCCAUUGCCCCGCACCAAUUUCUUGAAAAAUAGCUUUAGCUAUAAUGGUGCGGUUAUCUGGAACAGCUUGUCCCCUAAAUUUCGGCAAGCAAAAUCACUUAAAUCUUUUCGAAAUGGUUGUCGCGAUUUCUUUGACUGAAUCGAUAAAACGCACACGGCAUCUAUGUAAAGCAGAAUUUUCUUUAUUUUCUCUAUCUUUACUAUUUAAGUUUUUAGAUCAUGUUUAUAUAGUUUAAAGUAGAUUGUAAUUUUUUAUUAUUAUUAUUUUAUCUGAUAGAUUUACCGUGUUUAAAUGAAAAUAAAGUUCAAGUUCAAGUUCAUCUGCUUGGCAUAUAGUAAACACCGAAAAUAAACGAAGUGUUCUGAAAAGGGUCUGAUUUACAAUUAAAUUUGCAGACGUUUCGGGCUUGACGUUUCAUUAGUAAAAUGCUGAUGGACUUAAUUGUUGGCCUGUUUAGUCAGAAAAUGAAGUUAGAUUCGGGGUUAGAUUACCGAAGGGUUUUAACCAAGCCAAAACUCUUAGGAACGUUGAUUAAAACAGAGUUAAGACUACCACGUUCUGAGUCCUUCAGUUUUAAUUUUUCCAACCGUGAUAUCUAAACAUUGUAUACUUUAAAAUUUAAAAACUUACCCGUGUUUUCGCUUCCAGUCAAUGCAGACCGCUUUGAUGUCCACUCUUCAAGAACUUCUCAAAUCCAGCUGGACCGAGGAAACAGCGGAGGCCUGGAACAAGCUCUUUAUGUUUGUAAAAGAUCAAAUGAUACGUGGCCUGCAGUCAUAGCAUGAGUAUAAACAAGCAGUGUACAGUCUGGCCCUUAUUUUGGGACCUAAUCAGCCACUGAUGCCAUCCACCAUCGCGUUUCGCUGAGAAUAUUCCAUAGAAAGAUUGGUAUUCCUGCAACGGCGUAACACUAAUUCACGUCAACACUUGGAGGCAGAAGGUGACUGGGUAUUUGGCAUCUUAUCCAAACGCUUCCACUUAGAAUGAGGCGUUCCUCAAGGAUCCUGCAUGGGAACGCUACUUGAUAAUAUGUACACAUAUGGAGCUAUCUGAGGUUCAGCAUCAUCAUUCUUGCAGAUAUGCUUUGAUUAUAACUACCAGAAUUCAUUUCGUUUUUGCUUUCUUUUUGACAUUUGUCAAUCCCGCUGGGGUUUAAACAACAGUAGCCCUAAACUGUAAAAGAAAAACAACACACAAGAAGACUCUUGUAAUUGCAAUUGUCCUGAUUAGCAGAAACGGAGAAAUAUUUAAAUGAAUAAUAAUAACCACUAAUAAAAAAUGAUCUAUCUGUAGUUUUCUUAGGCUUAGAGAAACUUACUGUGGUGAAAAAGAGACUUUCCAUUAAAAUACAACAUUAACAUUGAAAAAAACAAUCGGCGACCAUAAAUAUAAAAUGCGUCAUAGAGGGUUCGUACGUGUAUCAUGAGAUAAUAUAAUAUAUACGAUACGAUAAUAUAUACGGGCAAAUUGAUCACGAAAUUUAUGACAGGUUGUUUGAAGUCUAGAAAAACCAACUGUUUGCAAACCUGUUUGUAUUGAACAAAAGUUUGUAUUGAGUUUGUAUUGAACAAAAACUACUGAAGGGUAAGGUUCGGAGUAACGUAAGGUGUUGUUACACAUUUAAACCGAACUUUUAAACAAAAGCAAGAUUUGCAAUCGGCUCGGUUCCCAAAAUUAGCAUAGGCACUGGAAAUGCUUGCGACGACUUGUCCCGAAAAAAUCGUAACUGUUCCAAAAUGCAAAUCACGCAAUGAGGCGAGACAGGUGGAAAAUACCUCAAUUCAUUUCGUGUAGAUAAAGAACUUCAUUUUUGACGUAAUGUUUGAGCAUGUUGCAAUCUUUAACAUGUAAUGAAAUCAUUUAUACGUACGUGAUUAUUUAUUGAAAGCACAUAGCAUUAAAAAGCGUUGCUAGCUCUUCUCGCUUAUAAUUAGAAGUUUUCCUAGGCAUCAGCGAAGUGUGAAGUGUGAGAAGUUCCUUCCUGAACAAAGACAGUGACGGAUAGGAAGCUAUACUGAACAUGGGUUGCGGAUCGUCCUUGUCAGCGGAGUUUCAAGCGAAAUACACAGCUUCAAUUCAACUCUCCGCAGCUCAAAAAAAAAUCGUUCGAGAAACAUGGGAGUUUGUGGAACAACGUAUGAGUUAUGUAGGGAAGAGGAUGUUUUUGAAGUAAGUGUAUUUGUACCAGAUAACAAGAGUUACUUAAGGGCCAAGGAAAGUCUCAUUUCUUUGCUCUUAAAACACCACAUACAACUUGUAUGCGUACCAUCUACAAGCGUUUUCGCCUGUCAUCCACGGUUAAACCGCGCCGGAAAAUGCUGAUAAAAACGACGACUUUCGAGAACUCACCAGUGUUUAGGGGCACCCAACGACGGUUUCCUCCUAAAUUUAUUGAAAACACGUUUUAGGCUAUCCAGAGUAGAUCUCUAAAAAUGUAUUCAAGUGGCGCUAAAAACAGUCACUUGGUGCUCCUGAGUGUACAGCUACCCAGUUUCCUCAAGAAAAAAUCGGAAAAGCAUCCCCUUUUUCGAAGAGAAAAGAACCUUGUCCAUUGGUUUGUUGAAUAUAUUUGAUACCCUUUUAUGUUCGCAGAUUCUUUGAAAACAAUCCCGAAUACAAGCGCCUGUUUCCAGAAUUUAAAGACCUCUCGCUAUCAGACAUAGAGAAAACCAAAGAAUUACAUGGGCAUGCAAAGCGCGUAAUGAAAGCUUUGGAAAAUGCAGUGUCGGCGAUGGAUGACGCAGAGAUUUUUGCCGCGUAUUUGGAUGAACUUGGCCGGAGACAUAAAGAUCGACCUAUGAAACCACUACACCUAGAUGUAAGUGAGUCUAAGUGAAGUUAGCUGGUUGUUUCGCAUGUAUCCAGGUUCGCCUACUACAAAUUCAUCAGGAACUUUAAAUUAAUGUUGGACGCGUGGGCAAAUCGACUGUCAGCAAGGCCGAUGCUAUAUCUGUCGGUGAAUUUCUCAGCAUGUUACGUGAGAGUAAAAUCUUUUCGAAAUAAUGUAACAUGUAAAAAAACUCGAGGGAGGGAUUCCAUUAACCCCUUCCUUGUACCACAGGGGUGGGGGAGGGGAAGACUUUGCGUGUACGUCCGAGGGUUAAACUGUGAAAACUCUUUCUAGGUUUAAUAGUUAACAUGGUUUAUAAUUACCCACCCAUCAAAACUAACCAGACUGAAACGUUUGAUUUGCAAACCGAGGUGUCCCUCAAACUUUGAUGUAUGCUUGAUGGGUAAACCACGCACCAUUUCGAAACACAAAUAAAAGUAUACCUGUGUUUUCGUUUCCAGUCAGUAAAGACCGCUUUGAUAUUUACUCUUCAAGAACUCUUCAAAUCCAGCUGGACCGAGGAAACAGCAGAGGCCUGGAACAAGCUCUUCAUGUUUAUCAGGGAUCAAAUGGUACGUGGCCUGCAGUCACGAGCAUGAACUCCAAACAAGGCUUCCG
This is a messenger RNA of Porites evermanni, 9930 nucleotides long. NCBI's taxonomy places the organism in Eukaryota, Metazoa, Cnidaria, Anthozoa, Scleractinia, Poritidae. The record is from the annotation of a GenBank genome assembly.